Carassius auratus (goldfish) is the source of this 2595-nucleotide messenger RNA. It is a transcript of the gene bbof1b, whose product is annotated as basal body orientation factor 1b. The coding region runs from base 508 to 2034 and encodes 508 amino acids. Lineage: Eukaryota; Metazoa; Chordata; Actinopteri; Cypriniformes; Cyprinidae. The record is from RefSeq and is a predicted model, not a curated record. The transcript is spliced from 12 exons.
GUCACCGCGCGACUCUCCCGGAUAAUCGAAAAUGGGCAAAAAGGCGGGAGCGGAUUGCUGAAGCCACGCCCAUCUAGCGCGACUGCAUUGUUAGCAGUGGCAAUCCACCUGUCACUCAAGUGACCACGCCCUUAAUUAUGCAGAACUUUAAGGCUUAAUAUAAUUUAAACGGAUGAGUUAUAAAAAAAAUUCACCCCCCUCACAGUUUAAUGAAGGGCAAAAUUCCCAAAAGGGCAAAAAGACCAAAAUAAUUUUUUAAACCAGGCUGUAAACAUGUUUUUUUCUGAUGUAAAGUUGGGCAUUUUAACAUGGGGAGUCAAUGGGACUGACUCUCUUCUGCAGCCAGCCUCAAGCGGCCAGUCGAUGAAUUGCAGUUUUAGUCACUUCCUUAUUGGCUUCAAGGGAGAGAGCGGGAGGUUGCCGCUCGAUACCGACCCAUGUGACGUGUCUCCAUGGCGACAAGCCUAAACAAACUGAUCCUGCAGGAGCUGAUCAGAGCACAGAGAGAUGCCGAUUAAAAAAGCAAAGAAGGGGAAGAAAGCAAAAGGAAAGGGAAAGAAAGAUGGCAAGCAAGAGUCAAAACGAGAUAAGGAGUCUGAUACAGAGAGGGCAAAAGCAAACGCUGCUCUGUGGGAGGCCCGGUGUGAUUUGACGGAGAGUUCACGCGUGGAGUACCGUGAAACAGCGCGAAGACUGAGCAAAAUCAACCAUCAGCUCACUGAUCUACAACACAACACUGAGAAGAACACCAUCGAGAUCAUCUCUGUUCUGAGGAACAAAGAUCUGCAAAACGAGGAGAAGAUAAUGGCACUGGAACGACAACUACAGCUUGAGAAAACAAGGGCCUCUCAGGAAAAAGAGAACUUAGCCGCUCAAUACACACUAAAGAUCAAUGAGCUGGAGGAGAAGUUUGACAAGAGAUCUAGCGAGUUCAACAUGAUUCAAGACGAGCUUAAGAUCAUCAAUGACUUCCUUAAGAAGAAGCCCCAAAUGGAGCAAGAACUUAAACAUAUGAAAGAAACUAUGGACAAUGCAGAUCUAGAACACGAGAAAACACUUGCAAGAAUGGAGCAAAAGUUCUUCAAUAAUAAGGUUCAUCUAGAGAAGGAAGCUGAGCAAAAGAUUGCUGUGCUUGCAGAACGAGCUCACAAUGAAGCCAUCAUACAGCUGGAUGAUGCAUCUCGCUCCAUGUUCAAGGAGAAUGUGCGGCUAAAUAAGGCACUGGGUUACCACAUCAAAGAGGUGGAGGGUCUGCGGAAGAGAAAUGCAGCUCUGGCAGAAGAAAACAACAUCCUCAGUCUGCAUAAGGAGAUGAGUCUGGACACCUCAAAUGACACCAUAUCUAAGCUUACAGCCCAGCGGAGCACAGUGUCUGGGCUGAGGGCCACGGUUUUCGCGCUGGAGCAGGCACUGGCCAGCAGGGUGUCUGAGUUUGAGUGGGACAAGGCUGACAUCAAGGAGCGUGCAGCAGUCAGGACUCAGGCCAGCGGUGUAGAGCUGGACAAACUGCAGAAGCUCCUGAGUUUUCGGGACAGGGAGCUGAGCCGAGUGAAGAGAAUAGCCCGCAGUGUAGUGGAGCAGCGCUCAGACAUGGAGAUCCUGUUCUAUGAGGCUCUGAACCACGUGAAACAGGAGAUGCUAAUGCACAGACAGGAAGCAGAAGUAAAUCAUAGCAGGCAAAUGGAUGAGUUUCUAUCGGGCAGAAGGGAGAUUCACACCAUCACCAAAACAACCCACAGCACUUCCAUUGGUAUGGACGAGGCUGAAAAAGGCAAUCUGAAGAAAGCAAAAGUGAACAUAUCAGAGAUGACCUGGGAGCAAAGAGAGAGAGUUCUCAGACUGCUCUUUGCUAAAAUGAAUAAACUAAAAUCAAAGAAACCAAUUCAUGCUCCAGCUCUGACGGAUUCUGAUGGGAACCAGUGUAGCAGCAGUCCAGGGAAUGAAGAGGAAGAAUCCCAUGCAAGCUUUUUAACCCAAGCACCAGUUUCCAGUAUGAGCUCCAGUGGAAACUCCAGAGCUCUGCCAGACCUGUAGAUCAUCUGACCUCAUCACAGACAAGAGAGCUAAAUAAUGGCAAAGUAUAAGUUAAAUAUUGCAUAUCAGCUAUGAAAUACCUGGAAGUGUUCAUGAAUAUCUAAACUAAAAAAUUAAAAAUCUAGAAAUGCCUGUUUAUCGACAUUGAUGACGUUGGCAUUGAAGAUUAGACAUGAGAGAAACUGAGUGAAAUAAUAUUCAGGAGGAUUUCAAAAGUCUUGGCAUAAAACCACCCACAAUAUUAAAUUGUUGUUUAUUGCUGGAUUGUUUCAUAGAAAUUGAAUAUAAAUAAAUGUAACAAAAAUAACAUUUUAAUGGGAAAAUGGUCAAACUGUUAUAAUGUAAGGUAAUUUUUCUAAUAAUGGUGUAUUUUUGAAAGUCUGUUUUAUUAAGUGGUGAUUCAUACAAGGGGACAUGUACUGCAUUAGUUAGUUCCUUUGCAUGAAAAAAAUCAAAAACAGAUUGUGAAAGUCAAUGUUGUAUUUAGACAUUUUUUUAGACCGUAUACAUCUAUACUGUAAAGAUACUGCAUUUUGUACUGUUAUAAAGCAUUAGACAUAA